Lobosporangium transversale is the source of this 1369-nucleotide messenger RNA. RefSeq lists its product as hypothetical. The record is from RefSeq and is a predicted model, not a curated record. The transcript is spliced from 3 exons. NCBI's taxonomy places the organism in Eukaryota, Fungi, Mortierellomycota, Mortierellomycetes, Mortierellales, Mortierellaceae. The coding region runs from base 163 to 1260 and encodes 365 amino acids.
UCAAAGAGAGACUGAGAUAACAUAGAUGGCAAAUUUAUUCAGCUCAAGCAUUAUUCCCCACCUUCUUAAUUAUUCAUUUAAAAAUCUCAUAUUCAUUUACUGAGCUCUGUCAUUUCUAGUUGAUCAUAUACACCCUUCUUUUUUCUCUUUUUUUUUUCUUUUAUGGUACCUAAUAUUCUAUGCUAUAACAUCGUCCUUGAUAGAUCAAGUCAUAGCCUUAAAACCCGUAGUGUACAAGAGCGAGUCUUCUCAGAGAUUAAAGCAAUGAUCUUGCGAUAUGAAGAUCGCUACGGAGACAAUAAAUUGGAACCGAUUCCACCAAGGACACAGCAGGCAGAGGCCAUUGACAAGAUCGUAGAGAGUUUCCGGAAGCUUCGGGAAGGCCUGUUUUCCACCGAGACUCGAGAUGCCUUUGCAGCAGAAGUUUAUGAAGAGUCCGUUCGCUACAGUUUAUACGCCGGAAAUAUACCCGAGUUGACCAAGGCAUUACAUUAUCUUGUUCAAGAUUUACACCCAGUUGUCUAUAAGAUUGACUCGACGACGCCUUUAUCUUUGACUAUUCCUAUCAAACGCCAACGGUUUUUGGGACUUUAUAUUUUGUUCUAUCUGGCAAGGCCUGCACCCUCAGUAGUGGGGAAAAGGACUGGUCCAACGCCUACUGCACAGACAAUGGUUCAUCCAAAGACUGAGACUGAUCGAUUGAUAGUACAAUUACUGAACGUAUAUGACCAAUAUCGGAAACAGCAAUUAUCGUCGUCUUUUUCAUUGGCCUUGGUAUCAACGGCACCAAUAUCGAAAAUAUCAAAUCUCUGUUCAGAACUCUUGUUUGCAUUCACGUAUUGGAAAAGCCUUCGGGAAGGCAAUUGGGUCCAAAGAGAACGACUAUUGACUGUUGAGGUGACUGGAUUGCCUCAACAACAACAGCAACAACAGCAACAAGGAUCUGCAACUUGGGAGCAACGACUAAUCAUUCAGUACUCAAUAGUGAAUUCUUUGAAUUGUGCUAGAGCCAAUACUGUGGCGAUGAUGAGUAAAGCCUAUUAUUCUUUACCAAUAACUUCGAUGGCUCGCGCUGUUGGGCUGACAGGGUCCAACUCUGAAUCUGGAAAGACAGUAACCUCUUCUAAAGACAAUGUUGUUGCCUCUGUUGUAGAUGAAAAGAUAAAGGACCAGUGGCUCAAGAAGAUGCAGGCAUCGUACGGACUAAAUUCGUCCAUUGUCAUACGCGAUGACCAACUCAUGUUUAAGGCCAAGGCUUAAAAUAAUAAUACUGCCAUGUUUAGAAGCGUUCAGACACAUCUUACAUAUCUUACAUAUCAGAAUCUUUAAUUACUGUUGCUUCAUCAAUAAAUAAUAAGUUCAAUAAUGG